AAAUUUGAGAAACUAGAAGAUGAAGACGAAAAGUUUUAUCCAUAUCAUCACAAACCUUGCACCACUACAAAAAAAACUACCACAACACCAGCUUCUACUUGCACUAAGAAAUUUGUGAAUGAUGAUGAUGAUGAAAAGAAAUAUUACAAAUUUGGGCAUGAUGAUAAAUAUGAUCCACAUCAUCACAAACUCGAGGAUGAUGAUAAAUAUGAUCCACACAAACUCGAGGAUGAUGAUAAAUAUGAUCCACACAAACUCGAAGAUGAUGAUAAAUAUGAUCCACACCAUCACAAACUCGAAGAUGAUGAUAAAUAUGAUCCACACCAUCACAAACUCGGAGAUGAUGAUGAUAAAAAGAAUUAUGAUCCACAUCAUGAAAAAGAAUGCACUACCACAACUACCACAACUUCCGCAAAACCUACCCCCACCU
Dentiscutata heterogama is the source of this 430-nucleotide messenger RNA. The record is from the annotation of a GenBank genome assembly. NCBI's taxonomy places the organism in Eukaryota, Fungi, Glomeromycota, Glomeromycetes, Diversisporales, Gigasporaceae.